This is a messenger RNA of Talpa occidentalis (Iberian mole), 2280 nucleotides long. RefSeq names its product cysteine sulfinic acid decarboxylase (gene CSAD). Gene Ontology annotation, biological process: carboxylic acid metabolic process. Bases 309 to 1790 code for a protein of 493 amino acids. The record is from RefSeq and is a predicted model, not a curated record. Lineage: Eukaryota; Metazoa; Chordata; Mammalia; Eulipotyphla; Talpidae. Gene Ontology annotation, cellular component: cytoplasm. The transcript has 17 exons. Gene Ontology annotation, molecular function: sulfinoalanine decarboxylase activity; pyridoxal phosphate binding.
GGUUCAGACUUUUGAAAAAGCAAAAGCAAAACAGUCACCCCCCUCCUUUCCUCGCGUCUUCCCUCCCUGUCGCUUCUGAGCCUGGAGCCCCAAGUAGAUCCCGCAUCAUUGGUUUCGUUUCCUGAGCACUCCACGUUUUGAGCUAUUCAUAUUCUCUUAAGGGCAAGGGUCACGAGAGUGAUGUCACGGUCAUGUGACUGCUGCCUAUAGUUCACUUCCUCUCCUGCUCUGGUCCUAACGUUCUGGAAAGCUGUGUACCCUGCCUCCAGCUCACCUGAACCGAGACCUGAGCAGAAAGAUCUGUGCCCAUGGCUGACGCCGAACGCCUCCCCUCCCUUGACGGGAACCCGGUGGCUGCAGAAACCUUGCUCCGAGAUGUGUUUGGGAUUGUUGUGGAUGAGGUCAUUCGGAAAGGGACCUGCGCCUCUGAGAAGGUCUGUGAGUGGAAGGAGCCGGAGGAGCUGAAGCAGCUGUUGGACUUGGAGCUGCGGAGCCAGGGGGAGUCGCAGGAGCAGAUCCUGGAGCGCUGCCGCGCUGUGAUCCACUACAGUGUGAAGACCUGUCACCCUCGCUUCUUCAACCAGCUCUUCUCGGGGUUGGACCCCCAUGCUCUGGCUGGGCGGAUUGUCACCGAGAGCCUCAACACCAGCCAGUACACGUAUGAAAUCGCCCCCGUGUUUGUGCUCAUGGAAGAAGAGGUGCUGAGGAAACUCCGGGCCCUGGUGGGCUGGAGCUCUGGAGAUGGGGUCUUCUGCCCUGGUGGCUCCAUCUCCAACAUGUAUGCCAUGAACCUGGCUCGCUAUCAGCGCUAUCCGGAUUGCAAGCAGAGAGGCCUCCGGGCACUGCCGCCGCUUGCCCUUUUCACAUCACAGGAGUGUCAUUACUCCAUCAAGAAGAGCGCCGCUUUUCUGGGACUUGGCACCGACAGUGUCCGAGUGGUCAAGGCAGAUGAGAGAGGGAAAAUGAUCCCUGAGGAUCUGGAGAGGCAGAUUAGCCUGGCUGAGGCUGAGGGUGCUGUGCCUUUCUUGGUCACUGCCACCUCUGGCACUACCGUGCUGGGCGCCUUUGAUCCUCUGGAUGCAAUUGCUGAUGUGUGCCAGCGUCAUGGGCUGUGGCUGCACGUGGAUGCUGCCUGGGGUGGAAGCGUCCUGCUGUCGAAGACACAUAGACAUCUCCUGGCUGGGAUCCAGAGGGCAGAUUCUGUGGCCUGGAAUCCCCACAAGCUCCUCACAGCAGGCCUGCAGUGCUCAGCUCUUCUUCUUCGGGAUACCUCGAACCUGCUCAAGCACUGCCAUGGGUCCCAGGCCAGCUACCUCUUCCAGCAAGACAAGUUCUAUGAUGUGGCUCUAGACACGGGAGACAAGGUGGUACAGUGUGGCCGACGUGUGGACUGUCUGAAGCUGUGGCUCAUGUGGAAAGCACAGGGCGGGCAAGGGCUGGAGCAGCGUGUGGACCAGGCCUUUGCCCUUGCCCGGUACCUGGUGGAGGAGGUGAAGAAGAGGGAAGGAUUUGAGCUGGUCAUGGAGCCUGAAUUUGUCAAUGUUUGCUUCUGGUUUGUGCCUCCCAGCCUGCGAGGGAAACAGGACAGUCCAGAUUACAGUGAGAGGCUGGCUAAGGUGGCCCCAAUUCUCAAGGAGCGCAUGGUGAAGAAGGGCUCCAUGAUGAUUGGCUACCAGCCCCAUGGCGCCCGGGGCAACUUUUUCCGAGUGGUGGUGGCCAACCCUGCCCAAACCCAGGCCGACUUGGAUUUCCUCCUCAACGAGCUGGAGCGGCUAGGCCAGGACCUCUGAGCCCCUCCUUCUCCCUGCUGGUCCUGACAGUCUCCUGCCCUGUGUUCGCCAGACCAAACUUUUCAGGAAACAAAGUGACCUUCGUAAUGUUUUUUUAUGCUUUGAUCUACUAACUCUCCUAACAAAUAUUCGAUUUUAGGAAAAUGUUUAAAUAUACUGUAUCCAUAUGAUGGAAUGUUAUUCUGCCAUCAAAAUUAUGUUUACAAAGAGGAUUUUUAUUAACAGGAGAAAAAUAAUUUUAAUAGCCUGUUGAAAAAGCUAGAUAUAAAACUAUAUAGAGUAUAGUUAUUUGAAUACAGCUGACCUGUAUUCAGAAAUACACGGGAAAAGGCAGAGGACCUGAAAUAUGCCAAAAUGUUAAUAGUGUUCCCUGGGAUAGGAUGGUGGGCAGCUUUAACAUUGACUUCUUAAUGCCCUUUGUGCGUCCCUCUUUUGUUAUACAAUGGAUUUUCAUUGAUUUUAUAAUAGCAAAAUAAUAAAGUUAAGUGUU